Mesocestoides corti is the source of this 930-nucleotide messenger RNA. The record is from the annotation of a GenBank genome assembly. Lineage: Eukaryota; Metazoa; Platyhelminthes; Cestoda; Cyclophyllidea; Mesocestoididae.
AUGGAAGAUUCGUCUGAGCCCCAACUUCUUAAAGAGGCUGAAAAUCUGAAAAGGAAUUUAGUUACUUUUAUGAGUGAGCACUUUGAAUCAAUUCCUACGUUGAAUAUUAAAAUACGCCGUGUACUAAAAGGACAUCAAGGCAAGGUCCUUAGUCUUGCAUGGUCUUUGGACAAAAGACACAUUGUUAGAUGGAAAACUUCUCAUAUGGGAUGCCUUAACAUCUACAAAAGUUUAGAUAAUAAAUGCACAAUGUAUCCUGUAUCGAUGGAUGAAGAUCCAGCUCUUAGAAAAAAAUUAGUCGCAACUCACAGUUCCUAUCUUUCUUGUUGCUUAUUUAAUUUGUCCGAUCACCAACUUUUAACAGGAAGCGGUGAUAGCUCCUGUAUUCUUUGGGAUGUUGAAUCUGCCCAGAUGAUUCAAAGUUUCCAUGGCCAUUCUGAUGACGUCAUGUGCAUUGAUGGGUCACCUUCAGAAUGUGGUAAAGUCUUUAUUUCUGGAAGCUGUGAUCGUUGCGCAAACGUCUGGGAUAUCCGCAGUGGGCAAUGUGUCCAAGUAUUCCAGGGCCACGAAUCAGAUAUUAACUCAAUCAGAUUUUUUCCAAGCGGGGAUGCUUUUGCAACCGCCUCUGAUGAUGCAACCAUACGAUUAUUUGAUCUUCGAACAGAUCGUGAACUAUGCGUUUACAAAAAGGACAGCGUGAUUUUUGGAUGCAACGCAGUUGACUUUUCUCUCAGUGGUAGGUUGCUUUUCGGGGGAUACAAUGACCAUGCAUUGAAUAUUUGGGAUACUCUCAAAGGAAAACGAAUAGUUAUUCUUUAUGGGCACGAAAAUCGUGUCUCGGCUCUUCGCACCUGUCCCGAUGGAAAUGCAAUCUGCACUGGCAGCUGGGAUAGUACUUUACGUUGGGCACAUGUACUUGAAAGUUCUUAG